Molecule: messenger RNA, 1596 nt
Organism: Alternaria postmessia
Lineage: Eukaryota; Fungi; Ascomycota; Dothideomycetes; Pleosporales; Pleosporaceae
Exons: 2
Coding region: 1-1596 (531 amino acids)
Molecular function (GO): FAD binding
Source: RefSeq, a predicted model, not a curated record
AUGAAGGCUUCUAUCCUUGCGUCGUUUGGAGCUCUUGCUGCCUGUGCGGCCUCACAAAACGCCUUUGAGCCUUCUGACUUUAACGUUACAGAAGCCCUUAUCGCUAACGGUGUCAACGUCUCCGCUCUCCCCGACCUGGCUGCAUUCAAUGAGAAGCGUUCGCUUUCUAGUCCGUGUACUGCGGCUUGUAGCUCACUAAAGCUCAUAUUCGGAAGCAAGCUCCUCUCUAGCGGAUCAGGUUCCUAUGAUGCGUUCACAAGCGCGUAUUGGUCAUCCCAGGCAGCCUCAGUCGACCCAGCCUGCGUUUUCAGACCUUCUAAAUCGAUCGAAGUAUCGACCAUGAUAUUAGUCUCUCGUCUUACGCAGUGUCCGUUCGCAGUCAAGGGAGGUGGACACACCGCAUUCCCUGGCGCUUCAAGCAUCCAAGAUGGCAUAACUGUUACUUUGGAGGCGAUGAACGAGAUUGCUCUUUCCAGCAACAAGGAGACUGCUUUUAUCGGACCUGGAAAUCGAUGGGGAGCUGUCUAUUCUAAGCUUGGAGAGCAGAACCUUGCUGUCAUCGGUGGACGCGCAUCGGAUGUCGGCCUUGGCCUUGUUCUUGGGGGUGGCAUUGCGCACCAGUCUAGUAUCUAUGGAUACGCUUGUGACAAUGUCGCAUCCUACGAGGUUGUUACUGCGUCAGGCAUCAUUUUGAAAGUCACUCCGACUGCUUUCCCCGAUCUAUACUGGGCUCUUCGCGGAGGAGGCAACAACUUUGGUGUUGUUACUAGAUUCGAGCUGGAGACAAUCCCUCAAGGGCCCAUGUGGGGUGGGACUCGUGUCCAUAUGUCACCUGAUUACCCUGCGCUUAUCGAUGCCUUUGCAUCAAUGGCUGAAAGUGCUACCGAAGAUCCCAAAUCGGCUCAGAUUUUAUCGUUCGCUAUGACAGCCGGCAAUGCAGCCGGACAAAUACAAUUGGAGUACCUCGAACCUGUUGACGAGGCCAAUCCACCGGCUAUCCUCAAGAAGUACCUUGAUAUUCCGUCGAUUCGAGCAAAUACUCUAAACAGAACGUUGGCAAACGACACCGUUAUGCUCACUGAUCAGAUGCCUGGUGGCCACCGCUACGCUUUCUGGGCGGCUACAUACAAGCUCGAUCGCGACUUCAUGGGCUGGCUACAAUCACGCCACCAAAAGGACGUAGGUCCCUUGGCCAACCAGGGUUCUUUGACCUUCCAGGCCUUCACCAUACCGGCUAUGGAACAGAUGAGCAAGAAGGGCGGUAACGCACUCGGUCUCUCUCCCGAUGAUGGCCCGUUGAUGCACACCCUACUCUAUAUGGUCUGGGAUGAUGCGUCUAAAGACAAUCAGCUGAACCAGGCUGCACUGGAUUUCAUGGAAGCUGCCAAGGUUGAGGCGAAGAACCGAGAUGUGUACACCAAAUACAUUUACCUCAACUAUGCUGGACCGUAUCAGAACGUAAUUCCGAGCUAUGGAGACGAGAAACUGGCAAAGCUUAAGUCCAUUGCGAAGAAAUACGACCCGACUGCUGUCUUCCAAAGGUUGCAGCCGGGUGGUUUUAAACUUGAGGGUGCGCCCUAUGGAGAGACUAUCUAG